This is a messenger RNA of Lodderomyces oxycetoniae, 492 nucleotides long. RefSeq lists its product as uncharacterized. The record is from RefSeq and is a predicted model, not a curated record. The transcript has a single exon. The coding region runs from base 1 to 492 and encodes 163 amino acids. NCBI's taxonomy places the organism in Eukaryota, Fungi, Ascomycota, Pichiomycetes, Serinales, Debaryomycetaceae.
AUGAGUCAGCGUAUUUAUAUGAGAAACGACUCAGAACCAGCUCUAGUGAAAACGAGUGAAGAUCUGCCAUCAACUUCCACGUCGAUGUCAUAUUUGAAAUCCCAUUACGUUAUCAUUUUGAUCCUUGUUAUAGGAUGUUUUCUUCUAUUUCAUUUCAGGUUCAAAUUGGCAGAGUUACACGAUAGAUAUAGAACGAGACGUAGGAUGGGUCAAGGUUAUUAUACGAGCAUUGACACGUCUCUGUUCCAAGAUGAUAUCAAUGAUGGAUUGAAUAGUGCGAGUUUCGACCUCGAGGCUAAUAAUUUGACUCGAGAAGAUCCGAGAAAUGGGUUAGACGAGCAGGCAAAGGAAGAAAUUAAACGGAUUAUGAAGAGUAAACUGAUGAGUUUUGAUGAGGCCCGAUUAGAGUAUGUUAGGGGCGAAUUUGCUGGGAAUAAUAUUGACGAAAAUGGUGUUCCUAAGGAUCCAAAACUAGUUACACUAUCGAGCUAA